AUGGAAUCCAUCUUAGAUUUUAGUAAGCCGCUCGAUGUACGGCAAUUCGAGCAGGUCGUGACGGCCAUGUCCUCCGGCAGUCCGGCGCAAAUUAUGGAGGCCCAGGAGAUCUUGACGCGUUUCAAGGCAAACUCAGAGGCAUUCUUGCGCGUCGACAAGUUGCUCACAGAGUCGCACAGCACAAGCACGCGGUUCUUCGCGCUACAGGUCUUGGAGGACACCAUUUUGCACCGCUGGAACACCCUCUCCACCGACAACCAAGUGGCGAUUCGUAACUUUGUCGUGAGCCUGAUCGUCCGCGAAUGCACGAGCUUUGCUCAUAUUCGCCAGAACCGCACCCUGCUGACAAAGAUGAACAUGACACUCGUAUCGAUUGCGAAACGAGAGUGGCCGGUGCGGUGGCCAAAUUUUGUGCAGGAGAUCUCGACAAGCGCCUCGCUGUCGGAGCCAAUGGUGGAGAAUAACCUCAACCUGCUUCGCCUUGUAGGCGAGGAAGUGUUUGAGUUCGGUGAAAAAACGCUGACGUCGCGGUGGGUAGAGCGCAAGAAGCAGGCUCUCGCACAGGACUUUCGCUUCAUUAUGGAGCUGUGCGUCACUGUCAUUGUCAACGCAGAGGACACGGCGCUGCUCCGUACUGCGCUCGCCACGCUGGAGGUGUAUGUGCCAUGGAUGACACCGGAGGUCAUAUUCAAUGAGCAGGUGUUGCAAAGCAUCUCGCGUCUGGUCGUCAGCGACGGCAACGUCCGAUGCGAGGCAGUGCGAUGUUUAACAGAGAUGUGCUCCGCUGCAACAAGCAGCGGCGCAGCCGGCGAUCAGCAGGUGCGUUGCAUUCUGGAAACGUUCAAGACGGCGCUGGGGAACAUCAUGAACGCGUUCCCGACGACUCACUCCUCCGUCAUGGAACGCGUCGUCGCCCUGUACGAGCAGGGAGCGCUGGUUGACAAAGAGUACGUGGUAAAUUUGAGCCUGCUCCUGAUUGCCUUUCUUAGACACUACUACUCAAGCAUCUCCUACGAUGACAUGCUGCUCGUCACCUGUCAUGAGAUGCUUGUCGGCAUGAGCAACAUCAACGAAAAGGAACUCUUUAAGGCGUGUGUGGAGUACUGGUGGUGGCUUGGCGAUCACCUACUGCGGGCCCCCGCGAGUGUAGUGAAGAGGAAUCUCAUGUCGAAGUUGCCGCGGGUUCUCUCCGACGUCCGCUUUGUGCUUAUCCGCCGCAUGGCGAAGCCGGAGGAGGUGAUCAUUGUGGAGGAGGAGGGCGAGCUCCGUCGCGAGCACGUCACUGACGUUGAGGAGCUGCAGCUCUACAAUCUGAUGCGACAGGCGCUGGUAUUCCUCACCCACCUGGAUCCGAAAGACACGCGCAACAUCAUGACAGACCUGAUGAAGCGGCAGGUGGACCGUAGCGAGUGGUCUUGGCACAACUGCAACACCCUAUGCUGGGCUGUCGGCUCCAUCUCUAUGGCACUUUCCGAGCAGGACGAGAGCGACCUCUUUGUGAAGAUCAUAACCGAUCUCCUCACGCUCUUCAAGACUAUGAGCGGAAAGGACAACCGGGCAGUGAUCGCAAGUGACGUGAUGUUCAUUGUUGGCCAGUACCCCCGCUAUCUGCGCAAUCACGCCACGUUCCUCUCCACAGUGACACGGAAAGUGUUCCAGUUUAUGCGUGAAAAGUUCCCCGGGGUGCAAGACAUGGCCGUGGAUACCUUCGUCAAGCUUAGCAAACAGCUUGACACGAAGUACGCAGAGGUGAACGGUAGCACCAGCCUCGCGUCCGAGGUGGCGAAGACGUGGAGCUCCAUUACAGAGAUGCUCUCCUUGCAGCAGGUGCAGACGUGCUUCAACGCUGCCGGCUAUAUGAUUGCUGCCGCCUCCACAGAGCAGCAGCGCGCGCUUCUUCUUGAGACAUUUCUGACCGACACAAACGCCCGUUUUAGGGCGUGCACGGCGUCAGCCACAGCAGCGGGGGCCACCUUUUGCCAUAACGAGGAGGCAAUGGUGGAGCUGCUGCACUACCUGCGCGUGUUCAGCAAUGUGGCGGACUCGUGUGGCGACGUUUUUGUGUACGAGAUGAUGCUGAUUACUCGAGACCUCUAUGGCUUCUACCGCAUGUUCUCCGAGUCGCAGGCGCGGGUGAUCGCCGACGGUGGCGAGGCGGCGGUGUAUCGCCCUGACAUGAAGUACGUCCGCCUCGCGAAGCGUGAGAUUCUGCUCAUUUUCGAGCGUUUUGUGAGCCACGCGACGCAGUUGAAGUUUAUUGCAGAGUCCUGCCUACCGGACUUGUUUUCUGUCGUGCUGGUCGACUACGAAAACGCAAUUGCGGCGGCAAAGGAGCCGGGAGCGCUGGCUCUGGCGACCGCCUGCGUGCGGACUCUAGGACGGUGUAUCGAGAACAACUGCGAGGCCAUUUUGGACCACACAUUCAAUACCACCGUCGCCAUUAUUUCACAGGACAUGGAAAGUCACCCAGAUUUUCGUGUCAACCUUUUCAAGCUCCUGCAGGCGCUCAACGCCCACUGCUUCGAGGCGUUCAUCUGCUACACCGCCACCCAUGAGGAUGUGGUGCUUGGCAUGUUGUGGGCUAUUAAGCACACGGACUACCCGACCAUGUCAACCGGACUCGAAACGCUGGACUUAUUUCUUGAGAACGUGGCGAAGUCCGAGUACGCCGAGCUGUUUUACACAGCUUACCUGCAGCGCAUUCUUGUGGAUGUGAUGGUUGCGUCGAUGGACUCCUUGCAUGCCUCUGGCUUCCAGCACCACGUCCGUAUUCUUCAGAAGCUGUUUACCGUGUCCUCCAUGGUGCCGGUGGACGCACCCACUAUCGGCAAAGACGUCAUUCGCGCCUACCUGCUGGACAGCCUUACCGUCAUACCGACGCUGACGAGCACCUCCAUUCUUAGCUUUGUGGACAUGUGCUACGAGUUCUUCAUGGACGACGAGCGCUUUCGCACCCAGUUUGCCGACUUUCUGAUCGAGGUGAAAGUCUGGGGUGCAGAGCAGGAAAACAGGAUGCAGGAAGAGGACGAGCGGCGACUGCGCGAGGAGACGAUUCCGGGCUUCUCAAACCUGUCCAUGGAGGAUCCGCCGGUGAACUUGUUCAACAGCAUCUGA
Messenger RNA from Leishmania braziliensis MHOM/BR/75/M2904, 3114 nucleotides. Its product is annotated as putative exportin 1. The transcript has a single exon. NCBI's taxonomy places the organism in Eukaryota, Euglenozoa, Kinetoplastea, Trypanosomatida, Trypanosomatidae. Gene Ontology annotation, molecular function: nuclear export signal receptor activity; small GTPase binding. Gene Ontology annotation, biological process: ribosomal large subunit export from nucleus; protein export from nucleus; ribosomal small subunit export from nucleus. The record is from RefSeq and is a predicted model, not a curated record. The coding region runs from base 1 to 3114 and encodes 1037 amino acids. Gene Ontology annotation, cellular component: nucleus; cytoplasm.